Messenger RNA from Drosophila biarmipes, 2130 nucleotides. RefSeq names its product oocyte zinc finger protein XlCOF6.1. Gene Ontology annotation, molecular function: zinc ion binding; RNA polymerase II cis-regulatory region sequence-specific DNA binding; DNA-binding transcription factor activity, RNA polymerase II-specific. The transcript has a single exon. NCBI's taxonomy places the organism in Eukaryota, Metazoa, Arthropoda, Insecta, Diptera, Drosophilidae. The coding region runs from base 17 to 1336 and encodes 439 amino acids. Gene Ontology annotation, biological process: regulation of transcription by RNA polymerase II. The record is from RefSeq and is a predicted model, not a curated record. Gene Ontology annotation, cellular component: nucleus.
AUUACUUUUUAGAGUGAUGGAUUCGUCGGUGUGCCGCAUUUGCCUGGGCACUGGCGAAGACCAAGUCAACAUUUAUGAACGUACUGUUGGACAUGGAGUUUCCGUUGCGGCUAUGAUUUCGAAGUGCACCGGCCUUGAAGUUGAGAAGGGUGAUCGGUUGCCAGAGAACGUUUGCCCUCCCUGCCUGCAUGGACUUAAGGAUGCUUUUCAGCAUUUACUCGAAAAGGAAGUGCAUAGGGAGUCGGGUAUAGAGAGCCGUAUUAUAAACCUGGAUGCUACCGAAAUUAAGAAAGAAGUAGUCGUCGACUUGCGGCCGAAGGAGGUUCCAUUUGGAGACGAGUUUCAGUGCCAGGUGAAAAACGAGCCCCUCGUAGAAGACGUGAUCGAGGAAGAAUCCUGUCCAGCUCCAGAGAGCGCCAUCGAUGCAUGCGACAUCCCAAUGAAGAUCGAGAUUGAGGAAAAUGAUUGGCAGAAACAUAAGGAUUGUGACGAUGAUGAAGAUUACGAGUCCGCCAAUGAUAAUGAUGAGAAUAAUAGCAUGCAUAAAUGCUCUUCUUGUCUGAAGAAUUACACAUCGAAAUCAGCUCUUAGAAACCAUUUCAAAAAACACUCUCGAGCUCGACCGUUUAAGUGUAGCCUGUGCUCGAAGACAUUUACACACAAUUGUUAUCUUAAGCGACACUUACUUAAGCACACAGGAGCAGGUGAAAUGCCCUUUAAGUGUUUCCUCUGCCCGCAAACCUUUCCAUACAAGUCAGGUCUUCAAAGCCAUAUUCGAAAACACUCAGAAGAACGAUCAUUCAAUUGUACGUACUGCUCGAAGCACUUUCAAACUCUAGGAAAUCUUCAGGCACACGUGCUAAGCCAUACAGGAGAAAGAAAGUACCAGUGUACCCACUGCGUGAAGACUUUUGCCCGGAAAGAAAUUCUUCAGCUGCACUUGCGAACGCACACAGGAGAAAGACCGUUCGAGUGCUCGCUCUGCCCAAAGACUUUUGUACAGAAGACAGCGCUUAAUAACCAUCUGCGGACCCACACAGGCGAAAAACCGUUUAAGUGCUCCCACUGUUCAAGGACCUUUGCCAGGAAUUCAAGUCUGGAGCUACACCGCCGAACACACACUGGCGAACAACCCUACAAAUGUACCCAAUGCUCAAAGAGUUUUGCACAACUCACUCACCUAAAUGUGCACUUGCGAACCCACACAGGAGAAAAACCGUACAAGUGUUCUAUCUGCCCGAAGAGCUAUUCUCACCAUGUCAGGCUUAAGGGUCACUUGCUAAGCCACAAUAGCUUCCUUAAGAACGGACCGUCUGCCCACUCCUUAGAAGUAUAAAUUAUGAGAGGAUUUAAACCUAUUUUGUAUGUAGAGUGGUCGUGAAUUCCCAUUCCUUGGGAUGAAACAUAAGAAUGGCAUCUAAGGAGUACAAACAGGGUCAAUGUGUUUACUUCUGUUCCAUCCUAGUACAAUUUAACUUAUAAAAAGGACACUAGUCAAGCAUCACAUACCUAUUGAGUAAUUUAUUAGAUAGGAUCAGACUGAAUAUUAUGAUAACUAUUUGGAAAAAAUUUAAACGAGUGCGCUAAGAUUAUACAAAGAUUAUUAUUUAUUUAUUAUAUUUGAAUUAGUGGCAACGAAUUUAGAAUUAUUUCUAUAGCACCUCUCAAUAUUUUCCAAUAUUCAUACAGGUACCAAUCCAUAAACGGCAACCACCUGAAUAUAAGCGACUACACAACAGCUAGAUAAAUAACCAAACUAAAAAGAAAAGAUUCAGCCCGAAUAAUCUACAGACAGCCCCUGUAACAGAAAGUCAAUGUCAAUGCACCAUAUCCCUUACGAAUGCACUGCAUUUAAUAACAACCGAAUCCAUAUACCCAAUAAAACUCUUACUCCACUCCUUUCCCGUCCUACGACCACCAAACUUCCUCAACUUCUCGAUUUCGUUGAGAAAUCGAACUUAUUAAAUUAUUAUCAAUUAUUAAGAUCAAUAUUAACUAAGAAGCGAAAAUCAAAAUGAAUGAAUUUUACCCUUACAAAUGAAGAACCGAAUAGUAAACUGAAACUGUUGCUUUAUUUUUUAACUUUAAGGUAGCAGUAUAUAAACAAAUAAAUAUUCAUUUAUUAUUUAA